AUGUGGUGUUUUAGUUGGAGUUGUCACUCUAAAGGAGGUCAGUACGCACUUUCAUCACAAGUAGUAUUUAGUGGAAAAUAUUGGUAUUAUUUAUUCGUAAUUUGA
Messenger RNA from Dracunculus medinensis (Guinea worm), 105 nucleotides. The record is from the annotation of a GenBank genome assembly. NCBI's taxonomy places the organism in Eukaryota, Metazoa, Nematoda, Chromadorea, Rhabditida, Dracunculidae.